AUGUCAAGCAACCAGUGCGUCACCCUCCAGACGUCGGACGACGAGCAGUUCAAGGUCGACCGCGACGUCGCGAACCGCUCGGUCCUCAUCCGCAACAUGCUCGAGGAUGUUGGCGAGUCUGAGCAGGCGAUUCCCCUUCCCAACGUUUCGGCCAACGUCCUCAAGAAGGUUCUUGAGUGGUGCGAGCACCACAAGAAGGACCCGGAGCCUCUCGCCGAGGACCUUGACGACAACCGCCGCAAGACGACCGAGAUCAGCGACUGGGAUGCCAAGUUCAUCCAGGUUGACCAGGAGAUGCUCUUCGAGAUCAUCCUCGCGGCCAACUACCUUGACAUCAAGCCCCUCCUUGACGUCGGAUGCAAGACGGUCGCCAACAUGAUCAAGGGCAAGCAGCCGGAGGAGAUCCGCAAGCUCUUCAACAUCGUCAACGACUUCACGCCCGAGGAGGAGGCCCAGAUCAAGAAGGAGAACGAGUGGGCCGAGGACCGCUAA
Rhodotorula toruloides NP11 is the source of this 492-nucleotide messenger RNA. Its product is annotated as S-phase kinase-associated protein 1. Lineage: Eukaryota; Fungi; Basidiomycota; Microbotryomycetes; Sporidiobolales; Sporidiobolaceae. Gene Ontology annotation, cellular component: cytoplasm; nucleus. Gene Ontology annotation, molecular function: cullin family protein binding. The coding region runs from base 1 to 492 and encodes 163 amino acids. The transcript is spliced from 8 exons. The record is from RefSeq and is a predicted model, not a curated record. Gene Ontology annotation, biological process: mitotic cell cycle; SCF-dependent proteasomal ubiquitin-dependent protein catabolic process.